UCCCCCCCAUUGUUCUACUUUUUUGUUUUAUCAAAACGACAUCCAGACAACUCGCUUUUUUUUUGCAAAAAGCAAUUAUCACCCACCACCCACAUCUCAUUCUUCACAUUUCAAUAAAAUAUUGCCAAAGAUGCCUGUGACAACUCUCCCCAACAACGGCGCCACGCUUGCUGUCCCGUCUCACCUCCGCAUUGUGCCUGCGUUCAAUGUGGAGGCCGACAGGGAGCGCUGGAACGUUGUUGAGCAGCUUCUGGCCAAGGAUUUUGCCAGUCACCAUGUCGAGGUCUUGAACCGUCAUACCAAAGAGUACCAGCCCAACUAUGCUGUGCAUGCCUUGUUGAGCUUUUACAAAAUCAAUGCGAGCGAGACGGUCAUGAAGGAGCGCUACGACCUCGAAUCCAAAAUGCUUGACCCGGCUGGUCCGGUCACUGUCAAAAUCACGGCGGACAAUUGGACCGAAUAUCUCGGCAAAGGACAGACCCAUUACACUGCGUACACCCAAUUCUUUCUGACGGAAAUCGAAACCAACGGAAUCAAACCUACCAUCGCCACCUAUCUCCCCACUCUUGUUCGCGGUCUCGGCAAUGACUGUUUCCACCCUCUUGUCCACCUCGGCCUCGGUCUCGAAUUCCAACACCCUUUUGUCAUUGCUCAAGGUCUCGCCUACUGGGCCUACACCUACACACCCAUCAUCGACUCUCUCCCCCCAACCGUUGACGACGACGACACGGCAAAUGUUCUCGAAAUCCUCCAGGACGCCCGUGAAGAUGUUCGCUUUGACCCCGAACAGAUUCAUCCCCACUGGGGUCAACUAGAGUUUCACAAACGAGUCCGCAAGGCCGUCGGCAGCAAAUUGGGCCAAGACCUUGCCGAACUCGUCUCUGAAUGGAAAAUUGAGGAAAACGAGCACUCUAUUCGUGCAGCUCUUGAAGAGCUCACCAACGCUGUUGUGUUGGUUGCCGUCACAACUGGGCAUGUAUUUCCUCAACAACUCGACUUUCCCCUAAUGCAAGGUCUUAUCGCCUGUAAAUACCUUCAUACCACCCUCGCCUUCCUCCCGACCCAAAAAGAUCAAAUUCACCUUCUCCGCAGAUUCCUCCUCGUCUUAUUAGCUCUCUACGUCUCCCAAGGUCGCCCAAACCUCCACCCAGACCGCCUCGAAACCGCCUACUUUGACUCUAUGGACAUGGAACCGCUCUCUACUUCUCCGCCCGUCGGAUCCCCGACGUUGCCUUCUACUCCUGCCCUCAUGGCCCGCGAAUGGCACGCCCUCUGUGGCGCUCCCGCUCAUUUGGACGAUGAUGUCCAUGUCAUGGAGGCUUGUGCCGCUUUGAAAAUGUUUGAAGACCUUUAUGGUGAAAAGAGUGGUGCGUAUCUGAAGGCUGCCAAAGUGGUCAGAAGCGUCGUCAAAACUGGAAGUGGUGAAGAGUGGGAAUUUAGAGGUUGUGGAUACCCCCAGGCCAGCUCGUUUUUGUUGGAGGAAGAGGAAUAGAAAAAAAAAGAAUAAUGUAGAGGGCUGGCCUUUUUCUUGUGGUUUGUUGCUUUGUAGAUUUUGGUUUGGUUUGCUUCCGCUUUUUGAUCUGGGUCAGAUUUGACCAUUGGAUCGUGUACAUUAUAUUCAAAAUAAAAACUUGCUAAAAUACCCGAGAA
Messenger RNA from Spizellomyces punctatus DAOM BR117, 1650 nucleotides. RefSeq lists its product as uncharacterized. Lineage: Eukaryota; Fungi; Chytridiomycota; Chytridiomycetes; Spizellomycetales; Spizellomycetaceae. Gene Ontology annotation, molecular function: oxidoreductase activity. The transcript is spliced from 2 exons. The record is from RefSeq and is a predicted model, not a curated record. The coding region runs from base 131 to 1492 and encodes 453 amino acids.